UACACACACACCACACACACACACACACACACACACACACACACAUUCUCUGUGGUUGAAUAACUGAAAGGUACAAUUAUGUGUGAGAGAUACGUCAACAAACUCAUUGAGUUGUCCUUUUUUUCCGUUUAGGCAAAUUGCAGAAAGCUGCUGAGAAGAAAGAUGACCAAAGUGUUCUUUUACAUAUAAAAGACAAAGACUGUGUGGCUCUGGAGGUGCGGUACCACUAAAGCUGUUACAGUCAGUACACCAUGUUUUUGCUGAGACCUGACAAACCAGAGACAGAACAGGAUGAGGCAAUGUUUGAUGCCAGUUACAAGCUGUUCUGUGAGAGGAUCAUCCGCCAGAGGCUGCUUGUCAACAAUGAGGUGCUUAGAAUGGGCCAGCUGAGGCAGGCCUUCAUUGACAUGGUGAAAGCAAACAAAGGUGUUGAUGCUUCAAACUACAGACAGGAUCUGUUGAAGAAGAGGCUGGCUCAAGAUUUCCCUCAGCUAGCGUUUCACAUGCCCACCAAGCGCAACGUCUGCGAACUGGUUUUUGCUGAGACUCUGUCAAAGGAUGCACUCGUGGACAUGCUACCAGAUCCAUCCGGUACGGAAACAACACAGUCCAGUGAAUUGAGCCAGACAGACAGCGACAAUGAAACAGGGAGAACAAAGUGCCAAACAACACAUGAGGACACAAGGACACUGUAUACAGCAGCGUUGUUUUUGAAAAGACUGCUUAGUGACACUCCUGGCAUGUCAUGCCCAUGGCCUCCCACUUCUGAAAAUGUAAAUGUCACUGAAUCUCAAACUGUUGUCCCCAUUGGACUAUACAAUCUGCUCAGCUGGAUUAUAGGUUCCACUGAGGAGCCAACACUGGAUCAUUAUGUCAACAUUGAUGAUGACGUACAUUUGAAAGUGUUGUCUGUUUGUCAAGACAUUGUGUACCUUGCUUCCAAGGGCCGCAAGCAGACACCCAAGUCCUUGGCUUUAGGUUUAACUGUUCGACAUUUAACUGGAUCAUCACGCAUUGUAUCACUGCUUAACAGACUGGGACAUUGUGCAUCAUGGGACACAGUUUUGAGUCUAGACACUAGCCUUGCCCAACUGACACUAGUAGAAGGCAGAGACAAAAUACCGAAGGGAUUCUCAAAGCGGACACCCACAACACUUGUGUGGGAUAACAUUGACUUUGGUGAGGAGACACUAUCGGGUCGUGGAACUACUCACCAUACAAAUGGAAUUAUGCUCCAGAGUGUGCCCGGCGAGCCUAUGUCCACAGCAAUCAGACAGCCACUGAGAAAGGGAGUUACCUCAUUCAUAGCCCCCCCCCCAAUGCCUAUACAACCUUACCAUCAGUCCAAAAGGCAAGGGCCACAGAACUUGUGUCAACCAGUGCAGUCAGCGACAUGCAGAAUGGACACCCACUUUGCUGUACAAGCUGAAAUGGCAUAUGCUUUUGUGAAGUCCACAUGUACGGAUAGUUGUACAAUCCCAAGCUGGACAGGGUUCCAUACACUGCUUCAGGAUGAAAACACUCUGCAGAAGUCCGCAUUGUAUUAUCUUCCAGUCAUUGAAGCCUCACCAACAGAGAUGUCAACAGUCAACACUUUCCUGAAGCGAAGUGUCCAGAUUGCUGACCAGCUAGAACUGGAUCAUAUAGUUUAG
Messenger RNA from Gymnodraco acuticeps, 1652 nucleotides. RefSeq lists its product as uncharacterized. Bases 252 to 1652 code for a protein of 466 amino acids. The transcript is spliced from 3 exons. The record is from RefSeq and is a predicted model, not a curated record. Lineage: Eukaryota; Metazoa; Chordata; Actinopteri; Perciformes; Bathydraconidae.